Molecule: messenger RNA, 1371 nt
Organism: Arabidopsis lyrata subsp. lyrata
Lineage: Eukaryota; Viridiplantae; Streptophyta; Magnoliopsida; Brassicales; Brassicaceae
Product: agamous-like MADS-box protein AGL80
Exons: 1
Coding region: 50-946 (298 amino acids)
Biological process (GO): positive regulation of transcription by RNA polymerase II
Molecular function (GO): protein dimerization activity; DNA-binding transcription factor activity, RNA polymerase II-specific; RNA polymerase II cis-regulatory region sequence-specific DNA binding
Source: RefSeq, a predicted model, not a curated record
AAACACACAAACAAAGAAGAAGAAAACAAAAAGAAAUAAAAAAAUUUCAAUGACGAGAAAGAAAGUGAAACUUGCUUACAUUCCCAACGAUUCUUCAAGAAAAGCAACUUUCAAAAAAAGAAAGAAGGGUUUGAUGAAGAAAGUACACGAACUCUCGACUCUAUGUGGCAUCACUGCAUGCGCGAUCAUCUACAGCCCGUACGAUACCAGCCCUGAAGUAUGGCCAUCAAAUUCCGGUGUACAAAGGGUGGUUUCAGAAUUUAGGACACUCCCGGAGAUGGAUCAACACAAAAAGAUGGUAGAUCAAGAGAGUUUUCUCAAACAAAGGAUCGCGAAAGCGACAGAGAAUUUGAGGAGACAAAGAAAGGACAAUAGGGAGCUCGAGAUGAGUGAAGUCAUGUUCCAAUGUUUGAUGGGAAACAUGGAGAUGUUUCAUCUAAAUAUUGUGGAUCUUAACGAUUUGGGUUAUAUGAUUGAACAAUAUCUUAAAGAUGUUAAUCGCAGGAUCGAGAUUUUACGAAAUUCUGGUAUGGAGAUUGGUGAAUCUUCUUCUGCUGCGGCGGCGGCCUCUGAAGGGAAUAGAUUAAUGCCAGAUUUGGUGGCUACAACAGCUCCCACCACUACAAUUUAUGAGGUGGGUUCUUCUUCAUCUGCGGCUAACGCGAAUUUCUUUAAUCCUAUUGAGCAUCAACAAUUUCGUCAUCCGGCGGUUCAACAUGUUGGACUUAAUGAGCAACCUUGGAAUCUAAAUCUGAAUUUAAAUCAGAAUCAUAAUCAGAACCAACAACAAUGGUUUAUGGAAAUGAUGAAUCAUCCUGAGGAAAUGAGGUAUCCAACAGAGCAAAUGGGGUUUCAAUUCAUGGAUGAUAACCACCAAAACCACAUCCACCACCAGCAACAAGAGCACCAACAUCAUACCCCUGGCGAAUCCUUCAACCGCUCCUGAUGCCGCUAACUCAAGCAAUACCAUCCAUGUUACUUGUUCAAGUAUUACCAAUAAUAUAUGGUUCCGUUAGGAUUUCGUUGAAUGUGGCAUUACAAUAAUUUCGAGAAUCGAUUGAUAAGUAAAACUAUAACUAGCUUUAAGUAUUUUUUUUUUGUUGCACUACAAUUUACGUUUUAAUGUUGUCUGUUUUGUGAUGGUGAUAUCUUCAUUAUAUUUUCACAAUGAUUCUGCUUUUUAUAUUCAAAUAUUUUUGAUACUCUUAUUUUUGUUGUUUCAUUUUUCUUUAUGAUAUGUGUUUUUCCCCACAUAUAUGUGUUCUCUUUAAUAAAUUUUUUGCGCAUAUUAUAUUUAAGGUUUUUUGUUACUUUUAGUUAUGAAAUAGAACCGUUGAGAUUUUAUACAUUUUAUUUUAAUUAUGGAAACAU